UUUUUAUAUCAAACAUCAAAUGGCAAUCACUAAAGUAGUUAGUAGAAACAAAAUGUGGGAAAAAAAAACACCAGAAACUAUCGUGAUAGAAGAGGAUCCAGACUUAGUUUUUCAUCCAAUCGAUUUGACAAUGGAUGAAUUUUUAGACACGAUCAACAAAAAAACGCAAAAUAAUCCUAGCAUAGAGAUUAAAGAGAAAGGAACAGCGACCAAAAAUACCGAUUUUCAAGUAAAUAAAACAAAAAAGAAAAAGAGCAAAUACAAGCUAAAAAGAAAUAGAGAAAGAAAAAUUAAUUUUUUAGCAAAAAAAAUACAAGAAGACAUUGAAUAUUUAAAUCAUCAUUGUAAAUAAUUUUUUUAUUAUAAUAAAAUAUAUUGUUUAUUUCUUUUUUCUUUUUUUUAACGCUGCAUUUCUUUCGUGUUUUCGAUUAACGUAAGCUUCGUUUGAUAUUUUCCAUCGUUUUACUUUUUUACCAACGCGUCCUAAUUUACGAUUAGAUUUGUUAUCUUUAUAUGUUUUUUUAGUUUUUCGUAAACAUACUAAUAUAUUUUUACAAUUGCUUGGUAUCCCUCUAUUUUCUGUUUGCGUUUGUUGCGAGUUUGUUGUAGUACGUACAAAAUCAAUUUGAUUAUUUAAAUAAUUAUCUACAGUUUUUUUUGAUCUAGGUGUAUAUCUUGUGCGAGGCAUUUUUUUAAUAUUUUUUUUGUUGUUAAAAAAAUAUAUAUUUAUAUAAUAUCAUUUUUUUAAUUUUUUUACAGAUUUAAUUAUAUAAAAUAAAAUGAGUGAAAAUGAAUUAACAAAUAUCUUGGCAUUCUAUCUUGAAGCCUAUUGGCAACAAUUUGCUAAUUAUUUGAACAUGCAUCGCUGUGUUAUUGAUGCCAUUGACAACGAUUACAAUAGAAGUUAUUUAAAAAUAUGUCGAGUCAUUACGCUAUUUUUUCAAGUUAAUCCAGAAGAAAAAUUUAAUCCGCAAUUUAUAUUAAAAACAUUACAAAGAUGGUUAAUUGACGAACAACAAAAAAAUAAUUUUAAAUUAAUAAACAAUUUAAACGAAUUAAUUAAUAAAGUUAAAAAUUUUGUAGAAGAACCCAUGGAAUAUUAAUUUUUUUACAUUGUAUAACAUGUUGUAAUUUUUUUUUAGAUUAACUAAAAAUAAUGGAAUCCAUUUAUGCAAAAGUUAACGAAGCCAUCUACAAAUAUGGUAAACCUGUAAUGAAUACAGAAUUUGUUAUGAAGUCAUACGAAGCCAUAUUUGUGGAUGGCAACUCGAUUUUUAAUUUAAAAAACGUAGACAUUAUAGAUGAAAAGGAGGACUAUGAGAUGGCCGAUGACAAUGAAUACGAUGAUAGCGAUGAAUACGAUGAUGAUGACGAUGACGAUGACCACAAUGAAUAUUUGUAUAAUGGCGAUGAAUACGAUAAUGAUGAUGGCGAUGAAUACGAUAAUGAUGAUGGCGAUGAAUACGAUAAUGAUGAAUACGAUGACGAUGACCAAUGGAAACAAUGGAACAAUGAACCUAUGGAAAUAGACAAUUAAAUUAUUUUGUAUUUUUUUUAUUUUUAAUGUCCCUUUAGUUUUGAGUGUUUUAAGAAAUUUAUUUUCUCAAAGCAGCCAAAACUAAAGGUAUAAAAAAUAAAAAAAAACAAUGGAUUGGAACUUUUUUUAAUGUUCCUUUAGUUUAGACUAUCCUUAAAAAUUUAUUUUCUAAGGGUAGCCAAAACUAAAGGUAUAAAUAAACUUUUGUUUACAAUUAUUAUGAAUAUGAGAUUGUUUUAUAUAUUCAAUACAUAAAACAAUUUCGUAUUCAUAACAUUGUAACAUAUUUUUACUGAGCAGAUGCAAUCAAAUAUGUCGAUUUAUUGCUCUCCGACCAAAUAUAUAUUGGAAUUUUUUUUAUAACUUGUAUUUUUUUUUGCUUUCAAUAAUAAAUAUUUUUUGAUAAUAUGUUUGUCUAUAAUUUUUACCCAUAAUAUUAUAUAAUAUUACCCAUAACAUUUUUUUAAUACUAUUAAUACUUUUUUUAGCAACUAAUUAUACAAAAAAAAAAUGGCUGAAGCUAUGGAAAAAGAAUUAUGUUAUUAUUGCAAAUUACCCUUUACUAUUGAUCAAUUACUAAAUCAUCAAUUAAAAUGUAACACAUCACAAGAUUAUGAUUGUUUUAGCUGCGGAAAAAAAAUUAAAUUGUCAGAUACUUGGGAACAUGAAUGUGAAAUUUAUCACGAGGAACGCGUAGAAAGAAAUCAAACUAAAUUAUGUGUAUUUUGUGGAAAUCAAAUUCAAAAAAACUACUAUGAUCAACACGCUAUUGAUUGUUUACAUCGUUUUGAAAAUGAAUGGAAAGAAGUAAUGGAGAAACAAAAAAAUAUUAUUAUGGAUCAAAAACAAAGUUUAACUUUUUUAAACAUGACUAAUAAUAACAUUCUAAACAGUUUAGCAACUGUCAACAAACAAAUAAACGCAUUAACUAAACGAAUGGACAACAUGGGUUUGGAAAUAAAAGAGUUUGUGAAUAAAAACACAUUUGAAAAAAUAUUGAACAACGUCAGCUUGGAAAUGAAAGAAUUUGUGAAUAAAAGCACAUUUGAAAAAGAAUUGAAACUAUAUGAUAAUAUAUUAAAUUAUAAUAAAAAUAUCAACGACAAAUUCAUGUCUGAUAAUUUAAUUAUAGAAUUGGACCAAAUGGAUUUAAGAUUGCAAUCUAACGAAGCUUAUCAUACUCAACCUUCUUAUACUGUAGAUGGUUAUUUCUAUCGAUUUAAAAUUUUUGGUUACAGUAAUCAAGAAGAUAAAAUGGGUAUUUAUUUUCAAUUGAUACAGUCUCCAAAAGAUCAUUCUUUAAAAUGGCCGUUCAUGAAAACUGUAACAUGUACAGUUAAAAACGAAUAUAUUGAAAACACAAAAAUAAUAGCCAAUUAUAGCGAACCGUUAAAAGAAUGUUUUGAAAAACCUGCUCAAGCUUAUAACCGAGCUAUUGGAACAGAUAGUUUUAUAACCCAUGAACAAUUAAAAAAAUUUUAUAUAAAAAACAAUAAACUUAUUAUUCACGUUUCUUUUAUAUAAUUUAUUAUGUAUUUUUUUGUAUUUAAUUAAUCAUAUAAUUAAUAAACUUAUUAUACACGUUUCUUUUAUAUAAUGUAUUUUUUAUAUUUUUUUUAUAUAACAUUAUAUUUUUUUAGAAUAUUAAAAAAAAUGAACAGUGCAAUCAUGAGAGAUAUAGCUGACUACAUCACUACGUCUGAUGUAAAAAAAAUUAAAAUGUUUUUAGAAAUACCUUACGGUAUAAGAGAGAAAAUCAAAGAUGGACUAGAUUUAAUGGAAUAUUUACAAUACAAAGAUUUCGUGUAUCAAAACUAUGAAUACAAUACUAACGAAGCUAAAAUCAAACUUAUUUUAAAUUUGUUAAAUGAAAUCGGUAGAAAGGACAUCUAUAAAAAGUUUAUAGUUAAAUUUGAAAAUCCGCCAUCAUACGAAGAAAGUGUUAAUCCUCCACCGUAUGCAGUACUGGAUAAUCGAGACAGAUCCAAUAUAGAUUUUCCAAACUUUAAAGUAGCAGAUCCAUUUUUGGCAAUAAACGCACAAUGGAAAUAUACUGGAGGUAUACUGGAAAAUCGGAGUUUUUGUGCAGAAAACGCAAAAUGUAAUACUCCGUAUUAUCCGCCUGAAGUUAUUUGUUUAAAACAAAAAGAACUUUUGGACUAUUAUAAUAAAAAAUAAUUUUUUUAAAAAAAUUCUAACUUUUUUUUUUAAUUUGUAUAUUUUUUUAGCAAUGAAAAAAAAUCAAUUUAAUAACAUACUUAAUGAAUUACACGAAUUUGAUUCGAUGAAGCAAAACAAGUUAAAAGAAUGGAAUUUCAACUAUGAUCUUGUUUUCAAUCUUGUUACAAAUGUUGAAACAUGGUCCUUAGAAGAUUUAUGUAAAAGAAAAUUAGCUUACAAAAAACUUUUGAACACUAUUAUACCAAAUUUACAAAAACAAAUUAGAGAUUUAUUGCAUACGUAUUUAUAUGGAAACGAAAAAUUACCCUUCCUUCAUUACUAUUUUAACAAAAUGAAUGAUAUUUGGUUUGAUAACAUUAUUAACGAUAUUAACAAUGCCAAUGAUAAUUAUAAAAAACAUUAUUUAUUUGUUCAGAAAUUAAUUAUUCAUUAUGUUUAUCGAUUUUUUGAACAGGUUUAUAUAAUGUUACGUUAUAAAACUAAACAAGACAAAUUAAUUAUGUCAUCUCUUUUUAAUAUUUAUAUGCAAUGUAUAGAUUGGUUAAUUGAACAAUGUAAAUUUGUUUAUGAUCCUCAUUUUAAACCUUGUUAUAUUUAUAAAUAUGAUUUUAUUUAGAAUGUUAAGAAAAAAUUUACUUAGACAUGCUAGAAUACAUCAUGAUUUAGAAGAAUUUUUUUCAAUAAAAGAAACCAUGGUGAAACAAUUGCAAAUUAAUAACUAUCAAAUAGGCUUUCAUGAUAAAUACUAUCGUGAAUGGACUUUGAAAGAUUUAUGUAAAAGAAAGUUAGCUUCUGAAAAACUACUACGAAUAGUCAUACCAAAGUUACGUAAACAAAUUAACAAUUUGAUGUAUUCGUUUUUUCAAAAUAAUCAAAAUAUUUUAUCACUAUAUUCUGUUUACAAAUCACACGAAGACGAUUGUUUUGAAUUAAUUGACAGACGUGCAUUAAUUAGACCGUUUUAUUUGAAUAUUCAAUUAUCCAUUGUUGAUAAUAUAUAUAAACUUUUUGUAAA
Messenger RNA from Hydra vulgaris (swiftwater hydra), 4733 nucleotides. RefSeq names its product aspartate and glycine-rich protein. NCBI's taxonomy places the organism in Eukaryota, Metazoa, Cnidaria, Hydrozoa, Anthoathecata, Hydridae. The record is from RefSeq and is a predicted model, not a curated record.